Pectinophora gossypiella (pink bollworm) is the source of this 6584-nucleotide messenger RNA. Its product is annotated as microvitellogenin-like. The record is from RefSeq and is a predicted model, not a curated record. Lineage: Eukaryota; Metazoa; Arthropoda; Insecta; Lepidoptera; Gelechiidae. Gene Ontology annotation, cellular component: extracellular region. The coding region runs from base 74 to 1369 and encodes 431 amino acids. The transcript has a single exon.
UCCGUGAGGAUCUCUCAGACAAUCAAUCGCCAUUGACUGUUUAUUAAACAAAGAUCUCCGUGCAACAUUGAUAAUGCACUCUAUUUCUCUUUGGAAUUUCUCACGAUCCCCUAAUUAUGAGACCAACGUCGACCUGAUAUACCCAUACUCUGAAGUUCCUUAUAUUGGUACCUACAAAUUGGUCAAAAUACCUCUAUCGACGAACAAAACUGUAGUGCCAGUGAGUGAGUUGAUAGAACACGUGGACUAUUGGGGUGAAGGCCGGAUAAACGCUCCGGAAGGCUCAACAGGAUUUACCAACUGCUACAAUGUGAACCACCAGUAUCAACUUGUAAGUAACGGAGAAGACAGAGAUAAGAAGAUACCAAACAGAAUUCCAGUAAUAAGUUACGCGAAUUGUAACACCAGUAGUUAUGUGAAAGACAAUUCAGUGAAACUUGUUACUUUAAUGGGAGCACCCAUUAAUAAAAGCUGCGCUGAAGACAUCGCUCGCAUGGUCAACGCUGAUUUUGGAAAAGUAGUCAUUUAUGGGUUUGGAGCCAACGCCACUGAUAUCAAGAAUCUUGAAGCAGAACUGACGAAGAAAGGAGUUCUAUUCUGUCACGGUUACAAGUUACCAGAACUUCUUACGACUGUGACACUAUUUGAUGACAUUGAUCACAGAGGAUAUCUGAACGUGACAGACUUAAGCGGAGAACUGUAUCGUAAAGUUUUUGCAGGUGAUUUCAUAAAUGCUGUAAAUAUAAGUAAGACUUUAGAGAAUAGUGGCAAUGGUGCUUCUAUAUCCGAUGUGGUGACCAAAUUACUUAAAGAAGGAAAAAGAAAUACAACACAGUACGCAUACAAACUGUGGGAUAGCGAUGCAAGGGACAUGGUUACAAAUUACUUUCCUAACGCAUUUAAAAAUAUCCUGGACCAAGAUUACGUGAAGAUUAUUAAUAAGAAGGACAGUUUCACCCUGAGGCUUGCUGAAGAAUUGGAUGAUACAAAAGAAAGGCUAGCUUUAGGCGACAGUAAAGACAAAUCAAGCGAAAAGAUUCGUUGGAAGUUCGUAGCUAUUGAGGAAAACAAAAUUCUAUACUUUAAAAUUCUAAAUAUUUCAAGUGAAAUGUUUUUGAAAUUGGAAGAUGUAGACGGUAGCAAAAAGUCGAAAGGAGGUUCAUCGGCGAUAGAAAAAAAAUCGCAAUGGUUCUUGGACCCUGUGAAAGUAGACGAUGAUCUGUUAUUUUAUAUAAUUAAUCGGGAAUUCAAUCAAGGAUUGAAAUUGGAUGAGAACGCAGAUUCAAUUGGAAAUAAGCAGCUUCUUGGCCACGAUGGAGCAGUCUAUGGACAGCCACAGGCCUUUGGAUGGUACAUUACAUCUUGGUAAUGACUAGAGUAGUUUUGAUCUUUUAUUAAUAGCAUAACUAAAGACUUGUGCUAUUUAAAGUUUCUUAUGGCGACUUCAAACGCACUCUAUAAAAAGUAAUGUAUUAUUAAAAAAAAAACUUAAUGUAUGUAUAGUAGAGGUAUAUUUUAUGAUGCUAGUAUGGUUUACUAUUGUGUUACUAUCUUGUUUAUUAAUUAAUAAUGUAAUCAUAAUCUUAGAAGCGUUAAACAAUUUGUUGUCUUUAUAGCUCGAACAAAAUGAACCAGGUAGCAAAGACAGUAAUGAAAACCGUCGAUGAAUCCGCAUCUUUGUCGAAAUCAUUACUCGAGAAUUUUCAUUCAUGCUGACAAUAAAACAGGUAUCAAUAUUAUAAUUAUUAACAAUGGCCACAAUUGGGGUUAUGGGCCAGAAUCCCUACAGUGAGAGUAUGAUGGCAGCAUUGACCUACAUUGGUGUUACGGUUGUUCGUAAGAAUAUCGUCCGUACAUGCACAGUUUACGGUACCAGCGGAAUCGAUCGCCGAUACACGCACGAUGUGUGACUACACUUGAACAUAGCUUGGUCACGAUAGAAUGGUAUGUGGUAUAGCUUACUAGCAACAGAUAAGUAGAAUUUGCGAGAGAGUUCCGCAAUCGAAGUCUAAUUAUCUUUAGACAGAUGGAAGGAUUAUUUAGAGUUCAUAAUCUAUACAACGGCCUCCGUGGUCCAGUGGUUGAGCGUGGGGCUCAUGAUCCGGAGGCCCCGGGUUCGCAUCCCGGUGGGCACAUAUCACAAAAAUCACUUUGUGAUCUCUAGUUUGAUUAGGACAUUAUAGGCUGAUCACCUGAUUAUCUGAAAGUAAGACGAUCCGUGCUUCGGAAGGCACGUUAAGCCGUUGGUCCCGGUUACUACUUACUGAUAUAAGUAUGUAGUCGUUACAUGAGCCAUAUCAGGGGCCUUUGGCGGAUCAGUAAUAACCCUGAUAUCAAGGUUGAUGAGGUUGGUAUUCCACCUCACAACCCACACGAUAAGAAGAAGAAGAUCUAUAUUCGUUUUAUUAAGAAUCCAAAGAACUGAACAACUACAUCUACUGCCCAUUAUUAUUCUGAUCAAAAUAAAGAGAAGCAAUAUAGGUAGCAACAUAAUUCUGUACAUAACAUGAUCCAAAAUCAAGCAACAGAUAUUUUUAUAUAUGUUUCUGCCAUUACAUUAUAUUUUGGAAUCAUUAUGUAACAGCCUCCGUGGUCUAGUGGUUAGAGCGUUAGGCUCACGAUCUGGAGGUCCGGGUUCGAUUCCCGAUGGGGACAUUGUCGAAAACACUUUGUGAGACUGUCCUUUGUUUGGUAAGGACUUUUCAGGCUUGAAUCACCUGAUUGUCUGAAAAAGUAAGAUGAUUCCGUGCUUCGGAGGGCACGUUAAGCCGUUGGUCCCGGCUAUUAGCCGUAAAAACACCUCCACCAACCCGCACUGGAGCAGCGUGGUGGAGUAUGCUCCAUACCCCCUCCGGUUGAUUGAGGGGAGGCCUGUGCCCAGCAGUGGGACGUAUAUAGGCAGUUUAUGUAUGUACCAGAAUAACAAAAAAAGUGGGCAAUUAUCUCGUUAAAGCUGUACAACACCAUCUAUAUUGUAUUUGGUGAACGUAGCCUGGAAAGUCAAAGUCAAAGUAUUUAUUGCACACCAUAUGGUAAACAGUUGUUAUAAAUAAUAUAGUACCACAUAUGGACCCGGGAGGGUAUAGCAAAAACCAACAAAAAUAUCAAGAAACUGGUGCUAAUUCCUGUAAACACCAUCUAAUUUUAUUUUAGGUUAUAUCUGUCAUUUUCUUAUCCGCCGAAAACGAAAGGGACGGGUAAUCGACAAGCAUAAAAUUUAUGGAACACACGUCAAUUUUAAGCACAAAUCUAAAACAACCGUCUAAAAAUUCGCCCGGGUUAUUCAUUUAUUUACUCAUUCUUCCUAAAAUUAAGAGCUGUCAAUAAUCCGUCCCUUUCCUUUUCGGCGGAUAAGAAAAUGACAGGUAUAACUUAAAGUAAAAUUAAGAGAUGUCUGCAGGAAUCGGGGCCAUUAAAUUAAGCCAUAAAUACACAAAAAACAAGUCCCUCAUUGCUUAGUGAUUUCGUGUUUUGACGUUUAGUAAAAAGUAACUGAUUUGACUAGUUGGAAACUACACUAUUAAUAUACUAUAUUAUAUGCUUUAACGGUAUAGCGUGUCGCUACUUUAUGUAUAAGUAUAUACAUAACUUAGUACUCACAAUAGCUUAUGAAACAAACCACACCUAGGUAAGUACUAAGGGAUUUUUUCUCCCUCUUAUAUAAAAGGUUUACCAACAUUACAGUUUGUUACAUCUGCAUUACAUUACUAUAUUACACUACUAUUACAUAGUAAUCAAUCAAGUAUAGUGCAAUGGACUCAAAUGUUCUGCUUUUAAUUAGUGCAUUUAUAGACGUGUUGAAAGGUACAGUAACGGACACAAGUGUUAGAGCGGCUAUAAGUUUGUGUACUGGCGCGUUUACUAGCGUUCAUCAUCACGAAUUUAAGAGUCACGCUCUUGUCGGUGUAGUAUUCACUGUGCCUUUUCAACCCCCCUGUUAUAAUGUAACUAUAAUAUUAUUCUCUCACACGACGCCCAAACUGGGCACCUUGCUUAUCUUAAAUAUUGUACCGGGUGAGAGUCCAUAUAUACGUACAUCUCCACAAAAAGUUACUUACUUGCCUCGGCGCAGCGACACGAAGAAGAUCUUGGCGUCCGACACCAAAAGACGACAUUCCUAUCGGUUCUGGUCUGCUGCCAAGCAGCACGCCUCUCAGCCAGGUCAAUUUCCACCACAUCCCUCCAGUGGUAUCAUGAACUACCCACCAGUCUUUUGCCGUCAUAAGAAGAUUACAACAAAAGAUUUCCUUGAGAACACCUUAUCAAACAAACUCGCACACAUAACGUUUUUCCUUCGAAUCAUCACUUUUCCUCACGUCUGUCUGUCAUGUCCCCAGUUGAAUGGGCUUACUUCCGCACAAUGCAGGGAACCCAGACAUUUCCACGGUAUUUAGCAUAGCUAGACAGUACGCAGUACGCGGCAUUUAGUAUUGUCCUAUCAUUGCCUAGGUAAAUGAGUAAGGGGCUAUUUGACUUGUAUGGUUUAUCUACAAAGUUUUCAUUCAUAGUGGCUGUGAACCCAGUUGUAAGAACGCUUGACUCUCACUGUGAGAUCGUAGGACUAAAUCCAAACACCGUCCUAAACCAAUAAUUUUCGAAAUUGGAUAUUUGACUGGGUCAAACAUAAAUCCAACCAAACAUAAGGAGCCAGUCUAAGAUGUUCAAAAAUCAAUCUCAUUUUACUUUUCGACUUAUUUUCGUCGUAGUAACAAUGAGUACGUUUGACCGCUUUUAUUGAUGACGUCACAGGACAGUAUUUCCAUACAAACUCCAAAGAAAACUUUCGUUUUGACGUUUCGUAAAAAUUAUCUCAUUUGUCAAGUAGCCUAUUGUUUUUAAAUUCUCGGUUGGACCAUUAAAUGAUUAUAUGAAAACAUCGUAAAGAAUCCUACAUUCCCGAAAAAUGCGUUUCGGAGGUAGAACCUAACUUGUAUUGGGCUGGUUUUCCCUUCGCGAGAUGGAAGGUCAGACAGGCAGUCGCAUCUGUUAAAACCGGACUUGUAUUUUUGCUGAUAAACAGCUCUACCUACCGCGAUAGAUACAGAGAUGACUUUAAAAGAUUUUACAAAGAAUCACGAACGCAGCGUUAGUUACCUACAAGAUGAUUUCUGAACUUUUUACAGUCUAUCACAAUCCCAUUGACAUAUUUUAAUAAAUUAAAUAGCUAAUUAUUUGAUACGCAACAUAUUAUAAGUAGAAUUUAAAUAUUUAGGUCACAGUUACAUCACUGGGCACUUUGUUAGUAAUCAUUAUUUCGAUUGAUUAUAAUAUAAUAAUAUGUAGCUAUUGAACUUUAAAUUUAUCCACGUAUCUAUUUUUAAACUAUUUCAAAUAUCUUGCCCAACGCUUAAUUACCAUACCAAAAUAACGUUACACAUCUGCUCAUAAAUAAUAGAAAAGUAAUCCGAUUAUGAAAUCGAUAAUCAACUUAUUUCGAAAAUCGGUAAUCUACAUAACAACCUUGCAAAAUGAUUAUUAAUGAAUUGAAGUUAAUAUUAUGAAAGUAAACGUAUUGUUAAGUAUAUAAAUAUAUGUAGGUACUUCUUUGAAUUAUUAAUACUUUCAUAACUAUAUUAGUAGGCACCAAUGUGAAUAAUAAAAUUAUGUUACCUAAUAGUUUAGAAAAUAUGAAAAGUGAAGAUCCCUUUUGGCUUGAUUUACUUACAAUAACUAUAAUAUUUAUAUUAGCUAAUGACGAAAAAGUUCGUUAAAGAACUAGGGCGACGUCUGCGAGAUCUUGGUCGCGACCCCCGCUCCGGAUCAUACCUUGUUCAGCACAUCUCGCUGGCCAUCCAACGCGGCAACGCGGCCAGCGUGAUGGGUACAUUUCAGCCGGGUAUGCUCCGAGGCGGGCUAUUUGACUAACUUUAAGUAAGUACUUUAAUUGAUAUCUAGUUUUCAAGCUUUAGUGACAUUGUAAAGAUUUCAUGAUUUUGAGCUAAUAAAAAUUUAACUUUUUAAUUGUAAUAAUUUGUUGAUGCGUAAGUAUUAUGUAAUAAUUAUGAACGUACUUAUAUCAAUAUCAAUGAUUAACUUGUAUAUGUCUGAUUUUUAGAUUUAGAUCAGUUAUAUUUUCGAAGAAAAAGGCUGAUUUUCCCUUCGCGGGAUGGAAGGUCAGAUAGUUGCUUGUGUCAAACCGGACCUGUCAAAUCUUCAUGUUAAGUAAGCGGACCCUGUGAAAACGGGAAAACGCUAGGGAGAUAAUGAUGAUAUUUUCAACCAGAAUUCUGGGGGGUUAAAAUGGUCACAUCGAAGCAAUUCAUCUAAGAAAGCAAUAGUGCAAUUUGACAUUUGCGCAUAUAAAAGUAAGUGCGCAAUGCAAACAAAUGUCAAAUAGCACUAUUGCUUUCUGAGAUGAAUUGCUUCGAUGUGGCUAUUUUAACCCCCCUGAUUCAAUAAUAAAAACUAAUUAAGACGAUAAAUCUCAGUGUUGCGAACUCUUCAAAAUUAAAAAAAAAAUCGCUGGUUUUAUAAUCUUUUUUAGUAUAUGUUUUUUAUAUUUCUUCUUUUUGACGUUUUUUUUAUCUUGAUUUUGUUUCGUCCUUAUGUCUGGUGCUUCUUUGAUAAACAUUGGAAUAUUAGUA